This is a messenger RNA of Oncorhynchus keta (chum salmon), 1068 nucleotides long. RefSeq names its product beta-crystallin B1-like. Gene Ontology annotation, molecular function: structural constituent of eye lens. Bases 149 to 838 code for a protein of 229 amino acids. The transcript has 6 exons. Gene Ontology annotation, biological process: visual perception; lens development in camera-type eye. NCBI's taxonomy places the organism in Eukaryota, Metazoa, Chordata, Actinopteri, Salmoniformes, Salmonidae. The record is from RefSeq and is a predicted model, not a curated record.
GGUGCUUCUAUUGUCCACUGAGCCCUUGCGUUCAGCCUUUGCCAGGGUAUAAAAGCUAGGGUUCUGCACUGAGAUGGCCAGCACGAUCCAGCCUACCCCACACGGCACAGCAAGCUGUACACGCAGAAUCUCCUGAAUCUCCCUCACCAUGUCUCAGACCGCCAAGUCCGCCUCCAGCCAGGGCACUGAUGUCAAGGACAAGGGAGCCCCUGCUGCCACAAGCAAGACCACUAAGACCGGAGAACCCAGCGUCGGAAACUUCCGAAUCAUGCUGUUCGACCAGGAGAACUUCCAGGGCCGAAUGAUGGAGGUCCAGAACGAGUGCAUGAACGUGUGUGAACGCGGCAUGGACAGAGUGCGCAGUAUCAUCGUCGAGAGCGGCCCCUUUGUUGCCUUUGAGCAGACUAACUUCCGUGGGGAGAUGUUCAUCCUGGAGAAGGGAGAGUACCCUCGCUGGGAUACCUGGAGCAACUCUUACCGUAGCGACUGCCUCAUGUCCCUCAGGCCCAUCCGCAUGGACAGCCUGGAGCACAAGAUCUGUCUGUUUGAGCUCUCCGACUUCAAGGGCAAUAAGAUGGAGAUCCAGGAGGAUGACGUGCCCACCCUCUGGGCGCACGGCUUCACCGACAGGGUGGGCAGCGUGAGGGUGCCCGGCGGAGUGUGGGUGGGUUACCAGUACCCCGGAUACAGAGGCUACCAGUACCUAUUUGAGUGUGGUGACUACAGACACUACAACGAGUUCUGUGCCUUCCAGCCUCAGAUCCAGUCCAUGCGUCGCGUCAGGGACAUGCAGUUCCACCAGCGUGGUUGCUUCAACCUCACCUCCGCCAGCAAGUGAGCGACCUCUGGUGGAUGCACGCUGUAACUGCAGCCAGCCAGCCAGCCCUCCCUCACUCAACCCGCCCAUCGGGCGCUUUUUAUUUCUCCAAUCCUAUUCCUCCUUUCCUUCCCUUCACCCACCUUCACCCCUCCAUCCUAAAGGGUUGGAACGGCAGCAUCGUACCGAACAGAACAACCUAAAUGACUUUUUAUGAUGCCAAAUAAUAAACAUGUUUUGAAAAACUAGAA